Dermacentor albipictus is the source of this 4238-nucleotide messenger RNA. It is a transcript of the gene Cand1, whose product is annotated as Cullin-associated and neddylation-dissociated 1. Gene Ontology annotation, biological process: SCF complex assembly; protein ubiquitination. The record is from RefSeq and is a predicted model, not a curated record. Gene Ontology annotation, cellular component: nucleus. Lineage: Eukaryota; Metazoa; Arthropoda; Arachnida; Ixodida; Ixodidae.
CCUGCUUGCAUGUCGUUCCUCUGGUCAUCUGUGGUGCUCUCGGGAACGUUCGAAGGCAGCGGAGCGCUUUGCCCCUGCUACGAACAGUCCGAGUUCUGGCGUUUCACGCCGGUAAAUAUUGUUUUAUUUUCGGCCAAAUAAUACACAAAGAUGGCGGGUGUCUCGUACCACAUCGCCAAUCUGCUGGAAAAAAUGACGUCCAGUGACAAGGACUACCGCUUCAUGGCCACAAAUGAUUUGAUGCAAGAACUGCAAAAAGACUCUAUCAAACUUGAUGAUGACAGUGAAAGGAAGGUAGUGAAGAUGCUCCUGAAACUUUUGGAAGAUAAGAAUGGAGAAGUACAAAAUCUUGCUGUGAAAUGCCUUGGCCCACUGGUGAACAAGGUGAAGGAGUACCAAGUAGAGACCAUAGUCGACAGCCUCUGUAACAACAUGAUGUCUGAAAAGGAGCAGCUGCGCGACAUUUCUAGCAUAGGUCUGAAGACAGUCAUAGGGGAGCUGCCAGCUUGCAGUGGGGGCACCCUGGUGGCGUCUGUGUGCAAGAAGAUGACUGGGAGGCUUGGCCGGGCCAUUGGGCGUCAGGAGGACGUUGCUGUGCAGCUAGAGGCCCUGGACAUUCUGGGGGAUCUGCUGAGCCGCUUUGGCGCUCUGCUUUUGCCCAGCCAACCAGCCAUCCAAGAGGCCCUGCUGCCCCAGUUGGCCUCACCACGGCUGGCUGUGCGGAAACGCUCCAUUACUGCUAUUGGGUAUCUGGUGAUGAGCUGCAGUCAAGGCCUUUUCAAUAAGUUGAUGGACACACUGCUAGAAGAAUUGGCAAAAAAUUCUUCAACAUCUACCACGAGGACUUACAUCCAAUGCAUAGGAACUAUAAGUCGGCAGGCAGGACACCGCAUGGGUGACCACUUGGAGCGCCUGAUGCCCCUGAUGGUGGAGUACUGCCGAGUGGAAGACGACGAACUGCGGGAACACUGCCUGCAGGGCUUUGAGAGCUUGCUUCGUCGCUGCCCCAAGGAACUGGCGCCCCAUGUGCCCACAAUAAUGAAGAUUUGCCUGGAGUAUAUCUGCUAUGACCCCAACUACAACUAUGAUGAUGAAGAUGAUGAGAAUUCUAUGGACAUGGACAGAGAUUCUGGCGGGGAGAGUGAAGAUGAAUACAGUGAUGAUGAUGACAUGAGCUGGAAAGUACGUCGGGCUGCAGCGAAAUGCCUGGAGGCAGUCAUUGCCACCAGGCAUGAAAUGCUGUCAGAAUUCUACCGUGUAGUUUCACCUGCACUGAUUGCCCGCUUCAAAGAACGUGAAGAAAAUGUGAAGGUAGACAUCCUGCAGGCAUACAUUGCACUGUUGCGGCAGACUCGGCCACUCGUCACUCCGUGUGUUGGCGGUCCCCUCAGUGGUGACGACCCACGCACCCUGGUUGCGGCCCAAGUGGGACCACUGGUGAGAGGCCUUCAGAGGCCCCUGCGCGAGCGUGCCCUGAAGACCCGCCAGGGUUGCUUGGCACUACUGACAGAGCUGCUGCUGCUGCUGCCCGGUGCUCUGGCCGACUAUCUUCCAGCGCUGCUGCCUGGAUUGCACUUCUCGCUGAGUGACCGAGCAUCCAGUUCCAACAUGAAGAUUGACACUCUUGCCUUCCUGGGGUGCUUGCUUACGCACCACAGUCCCCAGGUGUUCCACCCACAUGUUGACACACUGCUGCCUCCUAUCAUCUUAGCUGUUGGGGACAGCUUUUAUAAGAUUACAUCGGAAGCUUUGCUGGUUCUUCAGCAACUGGUGAAAGUCAUCAGACCAUUGGAUCAGGAAAGCUCGUUCAGGUUCGAGCCUUACGUGAAGGACAUCUUUGAGUGCACCUUGACGAAGCUAAAGGCAGCCGACAUUGACCAAGAGGUCAAGGAAAGGGCCAUCACUUGCAUGGGCCACAUUCUUUGCCACUUGGGUGAUUGCCUCCAGGCUGAGUUAGCGGUCUGCCUGCCCAUUUUCCUGGAUCGGCUUCGAAACGAGAUCACACGACUGACUACAGUUAAAGCACUGACAAAGGUGGCUGGAUCGCCCCUGCGCAUAGACCUCAGUCCAGUACUGUGUGAGUGUGUUCUUGCCUUGGCAACCUUUCUCCGCAAGAACCAGCGGGCCCUGAAACUGGCGUCGUUGACCCUGCUGGAUACGCUUGUGCGGAACUACAGUACCUAUCUCUCUCAGGAUAUGGUAGCUACUGUUAUGCAAGAGCUUCCAGCACUGAUCAACGAAACAGACCUCCACAUCUCGCAGUUGACGCUGAACUUGCUGACGUCCAUCUCUAAGGUGCACCAGCAGUCUCUGUCUUUGGUGCCCUGUGCCAUUUUGCCUGAGAUUUUGGUCUUGGUGCGAUCGCCUCUGCUGCAGGGUGGUGCAUUAAAUGCCAUGCUGGAGUUCCUCCGGGCACUUGUUUCCCUGAGCCUGCCGGGUCUAGGCUUCAAGGAGCUGCUGCAUGAGGUGAGCGGUCCCGUGUACCAGUCUGGAGGUGCUGGCGCCGUGGCCACCAUCCACCGGCAGGCCUACCACUCCAUGGCCAAGGCUGUCGCCGCACUGACCCUGCAGUGCCCACAAGAGGCGAUACCUGUAGUGCAGAAGUUUCUGCAUGACAUUCAGGCUAAUCGCAGUGUGGACUCUAUUCAGCUUUUUGCCCUGCUCGCCAUUGGAGAAAUUGGCCGGCAUAUAGACUUGAGCACCGUUGCAGAUCUCAAUCCUGUGCUCCUCGAGGCAUUUUCAUCACAGAGUGAAGAAGUGAAGACGGCAGCAUCUUUUGCCUUAGGUAGCGUGAGUGUUGGCAAUCUGACUGAGUACCUGCCUUUUGUGCUGAAGGAAAUUGGAGAGCAGCCCAGGAGGCAGUACCUUCUGCUGCACUCGCUCAAGGAGAUUAUAAGCUGCUUGUCAUCGAGCCCCGAGAGCAUUCAGGCCCUUGACCCAUUCAUUGAGUCGAUCUGGUCUCUUCUGGUGCAGCACUGGGAGUGCCCAGAAGAAGGGGCACGCAAUGUGGUGGCUGAAUGCCUGGGCCGCUUGGCCCUGGUGCGCCCCGCACUGCUGGUGCCACGGCUGGAGGCUUGCCUGGACAGCCCGUCUCCACUGGCUCGUGCCACAGUGGUCGCUGCUGCCAAGUGGGCACUCGCCGAACGCUCGCCCAGCGCCACACAUGCUGGCUCUGCUGGGGCACCUUCAGAGGCGUCAGCAGUGCUGCGGCCAAGGCUGGCACGCUUCCUGGGUGCCUUGGGAGACCCAGAUCUUGGAGUGCGGAGGGUGGCAUUGCUGGCUCUGAACUCUGCUGCUCACAACCGGCCCCAAAUGGUUCGUGACCUGCUUGAUUCGCUUCUUCCACAGCUGUACCAAGAGACCAAAGUGCGGAACGAACUUAUUCGCGAGGUUGAGAUGGGGCCAUUCAAGCACACUGUCGAUGAUGGACUGGACAUUCGCAAGGCAGCAUACGAAUGCAUGUACACGUUGCUGGACACAUGUCUGGAGCAGUUGGAUGUCUUCGAGUUCCUGAACCACGUAGAGGAAGGUCUGAAGGAUCACUACGACAUCAAGAUGCUUACUUACCUGAUGCUGGUGCGCCUGUCCACCCUUUGCCCUGCUGCCAUUCUACAAAGGCUGGAACGCCUGGUGGAACCACUUAAAACCACCUGUGGAAGCAAGAUAAAAGCUAACUCAGUUAAGCAGGAAUUUGAAAAGCAAGAUGAGCUGAAGCGUGCGGCCAUGCGAGCAUUCACUGCUCUGCUAGCUAUUCCAGAUGCAGACAAAAACCCACUGCUGAAUGAGUUCCUUUCCCACAUCAAGUCUACACCAGAUCUGCAGGCACUAUAUGAAAGCAUACAGAAGGACACCAGUGCAAAUGUCACGGACUCUGCAAAUGUGAUGGACAUCAGCUGAAAAGCCCAAGUGGCAUCCGGGACUGCUGGUGCAGCGCACUCAUGCCACCGACCUUGUUCUUAGUGCGCACGCCUGAGCUGUGCACUCUGGAUGAAUAAGGCAGCUGGCAUGCGGGCGGGUGUGUACCAGGUGUCAUGGCUUUGUGUUGCCAAAAGUAUAGUGGAGAAGGCAAGGGAGCCAAGUUGUUGCCUUGUUGACUGUUGUGAAGACUGAAGAAAAAGUGCGCCCCCCCCCCCUGCCAAUUUACACAUGACCCUGGACAGCCUCUGUUUACACUUUUUUUUUUAAUACAUGCGUAAUAGGGCUGCUGGUGUGAAUCAUACCAUUUGUCUCAUCCUGAA